Fusarium verticillioides 7600 is the source of this 977-nucleotide messenger RNA. RefSeq lists its product as hypothetical. Lineage: Eukaryota; Fungi; Ascomycota; Sordariomycetes; Hypocreales; Nectriaceae. The record is from RefSeq and is a predicted model, not a curated record. The transcript is spliced from 2 exons. The coding region runs from base 247 to 648 and encodes 133 amino acids.
CACGCCGCACGCGCACACGACUCCUUCGUCCAAUUUGAUCAAGCCAGCAGCUGCUGAAGACAUGGUAACGUCGCAGACACCAGCUACUAAUUGGAGCUUGCUGGCGUGCUUCUUACUGGUCUUAUGUCAGAUGCGGCACAGAAAUCUCAAUUUACACGUGAAGAUUCAAUAAAUACUCACAAGAUCAAUUGCUUUUCUGGGCCUUGAUGGGGGAGGUUCAAUUGGCACAGGGAGUAUAUCUGCGCGAUGAUCCCGCGGACGCCAGCGGCAAACCAUAUCCGAAACGCCCUGAUCUCCAACCGUCUUGCACCUUUCCAGGGGAUAAAGCCGAUGCUAUUGGCGAUAGUCGCGUUAUCAAACUCCUGGUGCUUCUUCCGCAUUAGUGAAUCCGCGGCGCAAUUGAACUGCUGGAUGAAUCUGCCGGUCCAGAGAAUCUUUGCCGUUAGUGCUAGUUGUUUCAUCAAGAGCUGCCACCGCUGGCCUGAAGCUACGGGCGCGUGGUUUCGGCCGAGAAGCCAGGCUGUUGUGCGGGAGGAAAAGAUGAGGAGUUUGAGGAGGAUGUCGCGCUCGGUGGUUGUGAAGCGCAUGUGGCUCAAGUUUGAGGCGAUUUUUGUUACAUUUUUGAUCAUUUUGCACGCUGCGGAAUGAGGGUGAAACUGUAAGGUGAGGCAGAGGCGGUGAAGUUGCUGGGGUUGCGAUACGCCAGCAGGGUCGAGGAGCACGCCACCUCUUUGGGAUGCGGAGAGCGUAUUCUAGCGAGUCAACUUGAUGAUGUUCUCGAACAUGAAAAACGAUGCCGAGGCUUGAUGAUAAGAGGAUCUGGGAAUAAGCUCAUUGAAGAUUGACGAUAGUGGGUCAUGGCCGAAGCUGGGGGCAUCCGUGUUUUGUGCAGCGGCAUCAGCCCAAGAAUAUGACGAGUAACCACCAAUUGACGGGGCAGUUUUACAAACAUCAAACCCGUGCAUGUAUCUCGAUAU